GGGAACUCGAAACGCUUGGGGAGCCAGAGCAGAGUGAUUUAUCCUUUGUCAGACUCCCCUUCUGUGAAGAUGUCCCAGUCAUCUCCAGCUGAUGAAGGUACAACAUUUGAACAUCUCUGGAGCACGCUGGAACCAGACAGCACCUACUUUGACCUCCCUCCAUCCAAUCAUACAGGCAGCAAUGAGGCGUCCAACUGCACAGAGGUCACGAUGGAUGUCUUCCAGAUGAGAAGCAUGAAUGACUCAGUUAUGUCCCAGUUUAAUUUGCUGAACAACAGCAUGGAUCAGAGCAUCGGCAGCAGAGCAGCCUCCACCAGCCCGUACAACUCCGAGCACACCUCUAAUGUCCCAACGCAUUCACCCUACUCGCAGCCCAGCUCUACCUUCGACGCCAUGUCCCCAGCUCCCGUCAUCCCCUCCAACACUGACUACCCUGGUCCCCACCACUUUGAGGUGACUUUCCAGCAAUCCAGCACGGCCAAGUCAGCCACUUGGACAUACUCCCCUCUGCUGAAGAAACUCUACUGUCAGAUUGCCAAGACAUGUCCCAUCCAGAUCAAGGUGUCCACCCCGCCACCGCCAGGCACCAUCAUCCGGGCCAUGCCUAUCUACAAGAAAGCAGAGCACGUGACAGAAGUGGUGAAACGCUGCCCCAAUCACGAGCUUGGGCGUGACUUUAAUGAUGGCCAGUCAGCCCCAGCCAGCCACCUUAUCCGGGUGGAAGGCAACAACCUCUCCCAAUACGUGGACGACCCUGUCACAGGAAGGCAGAGUGUGAUGGUGCCCUACGAGCCCCCACAGGUGGGGACCGAGUUCACCACUAUUCUGUACAACUUCAUGUGCAAUAGCAGCUGCGUGGGAGGAAUGAACAGGAGACCCAUCCUCAUCAUCAUAACCCUGGAAACAAGAGAUGGCCAGGUCCUGGGAAGGAGGUCAUUUGAAGGACGGAUCUGUGCCUGUCCUGGCAGAGACCGAAAAGCUGAUGAAGACCAUUACCGAGAGCAACAAGCCCUGAAUGAGAGUGCAGCUAAAAAUGGCAACGCUAACAAACGCACUUUCAAACAGAGCCCUCAGGGGAUCCCAGCCCUGGGGGCUGGCAUUAAGAAACGGAGGCAUGGGGAGGAGGAGAUAUAUUACGUGCCUGUGCGAGGCCGGGAGAACUUUGAGAUCCUGAUGAAGAUAAAGGAGAGCCUGGAGCUGGUGGAGCUUGUCCCACAGCAGCUGGUUGACUCCUACCGACAGCAGCAGCAGCAGCUCCUACAAAGGCAGAGUCACUUGCAGACACCUUCAUCCUAUGGUCCUGUCCUUUCACCUAUGAAUAAAGCUCAUGGAGGAGGAAUCAACAAGCUGCCAUCUGUCAACCAGCUGGUGGGGCAGCCACCGCAGCACAGCUCCAACUCAGCGCCCAGCCUGGGGCCAAUGGGACCUGGAAUGUUAAACAGUCACCCCAUGCAACCCAACGGAGAAAUGAAUGGAGGCCACUCGUCCCAGUCAAUGGUCUCAGGAUCACACUGCACCCCUCCUCCACCCUACAACCCUGAUCCCAGCCUUGUGAGUUUUUUAACAGGAUUGGGGUGUCCAAACUGCAUCGACUAUUUCACCUCACAAGGGUUACAGAAUAUUUACCACCUGCAGAACCUAUCCAUAGAGGAUCUCGGAGCACUGAAGAUCCCAGAGCAGUACAGGAUGAUUAUCUGGAGAGGCCUUCAGGAACUCAAACAGAACCAUGACUAUGGGGCCCAGCAGCUUAUCCGCUCCAGCAGCAACGCCUCCACAAUUUCCAUCGGCAGUUCUGGUGAGCUGCAGCGGCAGCGUGUCAUGGAGGCAGUGCACUUCCGCGUGCGUCACACCAUCACCAUCCCUAACCGCAGCGGGGCCGAUGAAUGGGCAGACUUUGGUUUUGACCUCCCAGACUGCAAAUCUCGCAAACAGUCCAUAAAAGAAGAAUUCACAGAGGGAGAGAUCAACUGAAGGUCUCCACAAGGCAGCAGUAAGAGACUGGAUGCAGAGUUAAAGGAAUAUAGAAAAGAAUGAAACCCUGAAUGCAAAACAACAUAUUAUUUUCAGCCCUGACUGCCUGGCUGAAAACGUAGUGUCACUGGACAGACGGGAACUCCGAGCCACGUGAGCAAGCGUGGCCCUGAUCCAUUCAUUAGGUGUCUUCCCCAGAAAGGAAAUUCCAGGGGUUUUAAUCAGAGGAUGAAGGGGAAGGAAAGGGCAGCUGAAAUAACUCAUGAAAUGGAAUGCAGAGAUUUUCUAACAGAGGACGAGUCCUUUGCUCGUUUAUAACGCUACUUUGCAUUUUACUGGACCAUCCUUGCAUCAAACAGAUGCAGCAUAAAAAUAAUACAUACAUUUUUCUGUUAGCAGGACUCACCUUCUUUUCUUCUUGUCUGUCCCUGCUCUGUAUUCUCAAUGAUGUCCAAACUCUACAGGUCUUUGUCACCGUAAAAAUGGGGUUUUACAUCUGCUCCGUUUUCUGUAAAGAUAUCUGCCAUUGAUGGAUACACAGGGACAAAACCCAUCUGCUUUCCUGAUGGACUGCCAAAAAGUAUCCAUCUCCCUCAGUUCUUUGUAGAGCAGAAAAAAACCUGUUUUUCAAUUACAGAUGUGUUCAUGUACUUAAAUAUUUGUGUAUAUAGACAGACCACAAUGUACAUACAGUAUACUUGUUGUGUUGUAAGGAGAAAAAAAGAUUUAUUUUCAUGUAAGCUAUAAAAAUUGAUACUUACUCCUGAGACACUAUAGUGUCAAGUAAAUUAAUUUCCUGCUCUAGCAUGCCAACAUGCAGAAAUCAUGUUUUCAAGCCUUAUCUACCAAAAAUUCAAAUGAUUUUUUUCCCCUCCGAGUAUCCUUCACACAAUUGCAGAGAAGGGGGUGAGCCUGCAAAUUCUCGUUGGGAGUCAGAGUUCUGUAAAAUUAUUCCCUGCACUGCCGGAGGAGUUUUGAAGACAGGUUAGAUGGAGCUAUCGGGAAUGAGGUAGGUGUAAACGUCAUCCUGCCUUGGUGUAAGGCGAUGGACUGGGUGACUGCGUGAGAUUGUUCUAGUUUUGUUUUCCGUUAGCUCAAGUCUUGUCCAAAGCUCCCUGUAUUGCCAGGUUAUUUAUUGCCCAACCUGACUCUGGCCUUUUGCAUUAGCUUCCUGGAAUAAAAGCUGUUCAUAAUUGCCCCAGUAAUCACCUUCACCACACUGCUGGGUAGAACGGUUUUUAUUCCUUCCCAGCUGUUGCUGACACAUGUUCUGGUGAUUUUUUCAAGGCAUAAUUUGGCUGUUGAUUCAACCUGAGAACUCAGAGAAAGCAAUGAUGCAAGCAGCUGUAUUCCCUCCCCCUCUGCCUCCGAGUAGUAAGCCAAACAUUUUGAAGGGUGAGAGUCCACAGCAAGGGUCUGGAAGGCCCAUCACAGAGGCUAAUGGUCCAUGGAAAGAGGGAGGGUACUAAGCUACUUCAUGCACCUGCCUAAGCUCGGGCUGCUCUAGAUUUCAGGCAGCCUAAGGGAACGCAGGCAGAAGUGAUGCUGCCCUCCCAGUGCUGCAUCUCCUCUCCCGUGUUUCCUCUGUGCUGGAUACCUCCAGGAGGCAGACCUACAACUGUUUCCCAUAGCGCUGGCACGAGAGACACCUCGCCAGGCUUGGGGAGGAACUGUGCCAUCCUUUGCACAGCCCUAGCCCUUCUAUCCGACAAACUUAGAGAGAAAAGCGAGAGUCCCAACAAUGGAGUUCAGUGCUCACCUCACAGAUACAUCUUCUCCUCCUCGUAGGUCGGUGUUUGUCCUCACUCAAAGGAAAGACCAUAGGGAAAACAAGUGUGAACACUGCAUGUGCCAUGCCAGGAGCGCUGGGGCCCAGCUCCUUCCUCCCCUGCAUUCACCGUGGCUGCCGAGAACAGCUCGAGGCCUCGGGCGUGCAGGGGAGCGCGGGCAGCGCGGCCUCCUCCCUCCCUCCCUCCCGCUUGCCGGGCCACCGGCCACCAGCCUCUGCCCUUCUCUCCUACCCCAAGGGAACAGGAGGGACAAGGGCACCGCUGCUUCCAAAGCCGCUCUCCGCUCUACACUACACCUAGCGGGCACUGGACUCCUUUGUCCUUUGCUGAAAUGUGAACCUAUCUCCUAAUAUAACGGCUUAUUAAAGCACUUUAAGGCUUUAAAGGCUUUAAAACGUUCAUUUGUGUUUUCAAUGUUAACUACGGCUUUUUCCAGCAGUAUUAAUUGAUAUACUCCAACCAUGCUAUGAAUGGUAUUUUUUGUAAUGUUAUCUUUGGAAAAUGUGUUAUUUUUAUAGAUGUAUUUUUUUUUUUGGUAACACAAUUAAAGCACAUGUCUGAAUUACAACAUCUGGCAGCUAACGUCUUGCUUAUAUUGCAUGGAAAGUGCUCUCAUAGUACUGGUGUCGGUCUCCAAAGCCACAUUGUGUCCUCUGGAAACGGUCAGAAGUUGUUUUGCUUCAUCAGCGAAGCACAGUUACGAACAAGCAGUUCUGCCAAGAACAAGAGGACCCGCCAACGCAAGAGUGCCAUGGAAGCGGCUCCUUCCUCCUCUAGAGGCAUUGGAGGAAGUGGCCUGAGGGAGCAGAGCGCUUCUCCCCACAACUAGACGUUACCGCUGCAGGAAAACGGGUGCGAGCAGUUUGCUCCCUGCAUGCAGGAAGUCAAACAGGCCCCAGCUCGG
Struthio camelus australis is the source of this 4665-nucleotide messenger RNA. The record is from RefSeq and is a predicted model, not a curated record. NCBI's taxonomy places the organism in Eukaryota, Metazoa, Chordata, Aves, Struthioniformes, Struthionidae.